AUGGCAAGUGCUAAUUAUUAUAGUGACCGAAAACAACGUAGAAAAAAACAUUCACUUAGUGCACCAUUCGGUAUACAAAUUCCAUCAUCACUUAAAGAUCCAACAAAUACUGUUUUAUCACCCAAACAACUCGAACGUUUGACAAAUGAUGAUAAUGCACGUGACAUUGCUCUUAACCAUUUACAUAGUGAUGAACGCUUUGCCACUGUAUGGAAUUCGACAACAAUUCAUCCAAACACACGACGUUUGAUGCGUAAAGUUAUACAAAUACAAACAAUCAAUGCUGUAUGCAAUGGAUUCUAUCGACUUACGGAUGGGACGAAAAUAAAUUUAAACAAGAAUAAAAUGGCAUAUGCUGCUCAAAAUACUCGACAGUAUGGUAAUGAUUAUGAAUAUACUACAGUUCGUCAACAACAUACUUACGAACAACCAUGUCGAAUGGUUGUUAUUAAUGGUGAUUGUCUUGAUGUUGCCAUAUGUUUUAAAGCUAAAUAUCCCAAAUCGAAUCCAGUUGUAUUAAAUAUGGCUUCAGCUAGAAAUCCUGGUGGUGGUUGGAAGAAUGGUGCUGGUGCACAAGAAGAAAAUCUUCAUCGUCGUACAAAUAUGUUUCAAUGUCUUGAAGAUCCUUAUCAUGAAUUAGAAGGUCAAAGAGAUUGGAAUUUUUAUGUACCUGAAUUCGGUGGUAUUUAUAUGCCUGAUGUAAGUGUUUUUCGUGGUUCAGAAUCUAACGGUUAUCCAUUUUUUCCGAAUGGUCCAGAAUAUAUUUCGUUUAUUGCUUGUGCUGCUUAUUCUCAUCCACCAACAGAAACAGAUAAUAAUGGAGAAUUAAAAUUAAGUGGUAAACAUGUGAUACAAAACACAAAAAACAAAAUGGAAAGUAUUUUCAAAAUUGCACUUGAAAAUAAACAUGACAUUCUGAUACUAUCAGCAUUAGGAUGUGGUGCUUAUCAAAAUCCUCCCAAGCAUAUUGCACAGCUUUUUCAUGAAGUGAUCACAACAAAAUAUAAAAACUCAUUUAAAUAUAUAGUUUUUGCUAUUAUUGAUGAUCACAAUGCUAAGAAAGCACAUAAUCCAACUGGUAAUAUUCAACCAUUUGCUGAAGUUUUUCGAGUAGAUUCUCUAUCCAUCGAUGAACUUCGAGAAACACUUCCAGAAUUGACAGAAUAA
Molecule: messenger RNA, 1167 nt
Organism: Rotaria sp. Silwood1
Lineage: Eukaryota; Metazoa; Rotifera; Eurotatoria; Philodinida; Philodinidae
Source: the annotation of a GenBank genome assembly